AUGGAAGUAGAGAAGCAAGCCAAGAUGCCAGAGAUCGAGGCUGCCAAUGCCAAGACCAAGGCAAAAGAAGUGGCUCUCGCUAGCAUGAUGACGGGGGUGGAGAUCAUGAAGGUGGAUCUCAACACCGUGUCGCCAAGGAAGAGGUCGUGGUUCGAGAAGAUGCAGGACGACAUGCUCAAAUUGUUUCGUCAAUAUCGCAAUGCUCCAAACGAAUUUGAAGUGAAAAAAACGUUUCCUACAGCCUUACAAGAACGCGAGGUUUCCUCCGCCGCCUCGCCCCCAACCCUCUGCACACCGCCGCACCCUCAUCCCUCAGCCGCCGCGCCCCAGUCCCUCUGCUCGCCGCCGUGCCCCCGUCCCUCCACCGCCACGCCCCGGUCCCUCCGCUCCGCGGUGCCCGUCCUUGCUCUGCCGUCGCCGAAUCUGGACGAGAUCGACAGGAUCUGUCGCAUCUCCCAUGACAUCCAACCGCAGCUGCUCGUCGGCCAUGCGGGGAGGACGAACAAGCUGCUCGUCGGCCAUGCAGGGAGCACGGACGAGCUGCUCGUCGGCAUCCGUCCCACGGCCCCGCUGAAGACGGCGCCCAGCCCCCUCGACAGCGCAUGCGUCCUACUUGCCGCCUGGGUGCAAACAGCGACAACGAGUAGGCGGCAAGCAUACUGUGCCAAGAAGCGAUACAGAGGCAUGAAGCAAGCGAGAAGGUGUGCGCGGCGACCUGCUACUGCACUAAUAGUAGCCUUGACGGAGCACCGAGGCCGGCUCGACAGGGUGUGCCGCCUGUCGGUAGACAGCUGGUUGUGUGCGAGGGAGAUGAACCCCUCGUCGUCGCCUCUAUCGCUGCUAGGGAUGAACCCUGCGUCUGUGCUGGUGAUGGCGCUCUCCAUCUACUUUCUCCACUGGCUAUAAGAGAGUAGAGACCACAUCGUGGAUGUGUUUUUCUUC
Aegilops tauschii subsp. strangulata is the source of this 942-nucleotide messenger RNA. NCBI's taxonomy places the organism in Eukaryota, Viridiplantae, Streptophyta, Magnoliopsida, Poales, Poaceae. The record is from RefSeq and is a predicted model, not a curated record.